This is a messenger RNA of Tremella mesenterica DSM 1558, 2119 nucleotides long. RefSeq lists its product as uncharacterized. Gene Ontology annotation, molecular function: alpha-1,2-mannosyltransferase activity. The record is from RefSeq and is a predicted model, not a curated record. Lineage: Eukaryota; Fungi; Basidiomycota; Tremellomycetes; Tremellales; Tremellaceae. The transcript is spliced from 7 exons. Gene Ontology annotation, biological process: mannan biosynthetic process. The coding region runs from base 181 to 1962 and encodes 593 amino acids. Gene Ontology annotation, cellular component: Golgi apparatus.
CUUCACUCUACCAGUAUCCUUUAUCAUAUCUCUCCUAUUUCUCACUAUCGAAACAUCAUCCGACAAUAGUACUGAUUGUGAGAUCAUUGUUUUUAUCCAUCUCCGACUCGCUACUCAAUCCAGUCGACCCGUCGUGACAUCUCAUCAAGCUUCAAGCUCCGACGGCCGACGCAGGUCAACAUGACCGAUAAAGGAAAGACGAGAUCUCGUCCUACCGUGGACACAUCUAUUCAAUCAGACUCCCAUUCAUACCUCAGAACGCGUUCACCUUCACGAUCUAGAUAUAAUCAAGAAGAAGAUAAAGGGCAAGAUGAUGAUCAUGUUCGACCUUUAUUUGGACAUUUACAUUCUCCCACUUAUCCACCUAGAUCAUCUCAAUUCUCUUCCACUAGUAUUCGACGAUUACACUCCCUUAUCCGUCUACCUCCGAGUUUGAAACGAAUCUUCCUCUCACCAGUAUAUCUCGUACUUGUCUUCCUAUGCGUUCUAUUGACGUUCUUUUUCUUACGAUCUGAUAGACCAUUUGACACGGGUUCUCCCUUCCCCUGGGAGAAUCCACCAUCAUCUUUGAUAAAGCUACCCGAAGAAUACGCCCCAUACCUCCCUGAUCUCAAUUUGCCCGAGAUAUUAUUAUCGCCUCAGCUCGAACCACUGGCAUCGCAAUUGAAGAAAUUUUUACUUCGGCCAGUCUUAAGCUAUGAAGAAAGCGACGCAGCGAAUAAAAAGCUUUGUCCGUCAGAGAUCAGUGACAGAUUGGUCAAUCCUGAUCAGUACAAUGGUGAUGGUCAGUUCUGGAGGGAAGGUGUGACUCCAACGGUGGUUUAUGAGAAGAGAGCUAGUCUUAUUCACUUUUUAGCUAAACAUGUGGAGGAGGGCAGAACUAUUUUUGGAGCUGAGGUGGGACAAGGACAGGGUAUCGUAUUGACCGGAGGGAAUCAGGAUACAACUCUCAGGAUGAUUACACUUCUUCGACAUCUCAACAGACUUGGUGUGAAACUUCCAGUAGAAGUAUUUCACUAUCCUGACGAACUACACGAGGAGGAACACAGAGAGGCGAUACGUGAACUCGGCGCGACCAUACGUGAGAUACAAGGCGUCGGUAAGGUCGACGGCGUUUGGAAGAAUUGGCAGAUCAAAGGUCAGGCGAUAAUACAAUCGUCUUUCCGAGAAGUUCUAUAUAUCGAUUCUGAUAACAUUCCCCUUCGCGACCCCUCCCAUCUUUUCUCAGCUCCUCAUUACCUCAACAAUGGUCGUGCAGUUUUCUGGCCAGACUUGUCCAGAGACCAUCCAGAUAAUGCCAUAUGGCGUCUCGUUGGCGAUACAUGUAAUCUCCGUGAAUGGACGUUUGAAUCGGGUCAAAUCGUUUUGGACAAAGGGGGAAAUGGAGGUCUCAAUAUCGCCGCUUUGUACCUUGCGGCUGGUAUGAUGGCCGAUAGGGAUUUUUGGUUCAGGAUGUGCGGAGGAGAUAAGGAUACCUUCCGCUGGGCAUGGAGGAUGUUGGAUAUUAAUCUCGCCACCAGUCCGAGAUGGAUGUCGGCUCUGGGGUUCAAGAAUGGGUUUGAGAAUGGAAGGUUUUGUGGGCACACUGUCCUUCAAUACGACCUCGUCAUACAUGAAGGAGAAGAGCGAGAGCGGCCUCUGUUUGUGCAUUCAAAUUUAUUAAAGCAUCUGGGAUCCGCCAACCUGGGUCGUGGCAAGCUGUUCACCCAUGUGAAACGCAUGUCUCUCGACGCAUCACACGAACCUACCCUAAACUACGCCCAUGCAUGGGUCUACAACGGUGCCGCCCGUGGAAUGUGUCUUGACCUCGACUGGCAUCCGUUAGCAUACGAACGUCUCACCGACGCAGAGAGGGAGAUACAGAAAGUGGAAGGGAUUCCCGUGGGACAAAUUGAAGGAGGAGUGUUUGAAGGUUUUGAAGAUGCUUGGUUUGAUGAAGGAGGUAGGAUAGGGGGUUGGUGAUUUGUGUUCAGUUUGAUUUGAAAAAAAAUAACCACUGGGUGGUUUGACUGACCAGAGGUAAAGUAGUAGUCAGAAGUAAGGGCAAGCUCUGAAGACUUUCGAUUGUAUAGAGAUCUAGAGGUUCAUUUGUAUUUCUAGAUGUAUCUGUGAAGGAUAU